Messenger RNA from Sitodiplosis mosellana (orange wheat blossom midge), 518 nucleotides. Its product is annotated as enhancer of split M1 protein-like. Gene Ontology annotation, molecular function: protein binding. The record is from RefSeq and is a predicted model, not a curated record. The transcript is spliced from 3 exons. NCBI's taxonomy places the organism in Eukaryota, Metazoa, Arthropoda, Insecta, Diptera, Cecidomyiidae. Bases 72 to 347 code for a protein of 91 amino acids.
CAAAACAAUCAAAAACAACAUCAAGUCUUUUUCAGUGCAGCAAAAGAAGGAAAAAAAAUUAUAUCCUCAAGAUGCUAAAAAUUAUUCUUACCAUUUCCGGGCUUUUGGCGAUUGUGUAUUGUGCAUCCGAUAUGAACAAGGAGGUAUUCUUUGACGAAUCUAACGAACCGAAUUGUCCUAGUCAUUGCCAUAGAGUGUACCAUCCAGUUUGCGGCCAAACAAAUGACGGAGCCACACAAAUGUUCGCAAGUUCAUGUUCCAUGUGGAUGGAGAAUUGCAAUAAACCAGAAAAUGAAGUUUAUUACGAAACAUCACCUGAAAUCUGUCCAGACAGCGGAGACUGGUAAGGGAAAUAUGGCUUCACACUAGUAAUAAACCGGAACAACAACAGCCGAGGCGUUGCAACACACACCAACUAAAUAUAUUUAAUCAUUUUUUUAUACUAAAUAAAAUCUACUACAAAACCAUGCAAACGUUGACUUUUGAUUGAAUUCCAUUCCUUAUUCAAUACACAUUUC